AUGGCAGAUGCCGUUAGAGCGGCAAGAUCCAGCUCAGCUCCAGGUCCCAGCGGGGUCCCUUACAAGGUCUACAAGCAGUGCCCGCAGCUCCUCAGACGUUUAUGGAAGAUCCUGAAGGUGAUCUGGCGGAGAGGGAAAGUCGCUGCGCAAUGGAGACACGCUGAGGGAAUCUGGAUCCCGAAGGAGGAGGGCUCUUGCAACAUUGAUCAGUUUCGCACCAUCUCGCUGCUCAGUGUUGAAAGCAAGGUCUUUUUCAAAAUCGUGUCCCAACGUCUGACGGACUUCCUCCACUACAUUGACACCUCAGUCCAGAAGGGAGGAGUCCCAGGAGUACCUGGAUGUCUGGAGCACACAGGGGUGGUGACACAGCUGAUCUAGGAGGCUAGGGAGAGCAAAGGAGAUCUGGCAACUCUCUGGCUUGUCCUGGCCAAUGCCUAUGGGUCUAUGCCACAUAACCUUGUGGAAACCGCACUGGUAAGACACCAUGUUCCUGUCAAGAUCCGUAACCUCAUCAUGGACUAUUAUAACAACUUCAGCGCACGAGUCUCUUCAGGCCAAGUAACAUCCUCCUGGCAUCAACUUGAAAAAGGGAUAAUCACCGGCUGUACAAUCUCUGUAACUCUUUUCUCACUAGCCAUUAAUAUGAUUGUCAAGUCGGCCGAAGUGGAAUGUAGAGGGCCCAAGUCAAGAUCUGGGACCCAUCAGCCCCCCAUAAGAGCUUUUAUGGACGACUUAACAGUGAUGACAACAUCAGUUCCAGGGUGCAGGUGGCUCCUCCAGGGGCUUGAAAGUCUCAUCUCCUGGGCAAGGAUGAGUUUCAAGCCCGCUAAGUCCAGGUCUCUGGUCCUAAAGAAGGGUAAAGUGUCCGACCGUUUCCGCUUUGCCCUGGGAAAGACCAUGAUUCCAUCGGUGUCUGAAAAACUGGUCAAGAGCCUGGGGAAGAUCUUUGAUAGCUCCCUGAAGGACUCAGCUGCCAUAAAACAAGCCAAGUGCGACCUGACUUCCUGGCUCACAGCGAUUGAUAGAUCUGGCCUCCCCGGAAAAGUCAAAGCCUGGAUCUACCAACACGGAGUCUUGCCAAGAAUACUCUGGCCCCUGUUAGUCUACGAGGUACCAUCAUCAACAGUCGAGGUUCUAGAGAAGUCUAUCAGCCAGUUCCUCAGAAAAUGGCUGGGGCUCCCUCUGUCUUUGAGUAGCAUUGCCCUGUACGGCCAUUCCACCAUGCUGCAUCUUCCUUUGAGUGGACUAACAGAGGAGUUCAAAGUCACCCGCUCCAGAGAGGUAUUGAUGUACAGGGACUCCAGGGACACAAAAGUCGCAGCAUAAGGAAUCCUCGUGAAGACUGGGAGGAAGUGGCAGGCGCAAGAAGCUGUCAAUAGAGCUGAGGCGCGACUAAGGCACAAAACGCUUGUGGGCUCCGUGGCAACGGGACGAGCAGGUCUUGGUUGUUUUCCCAAGCCACGUUACGAUCUGGCUCAGGGAAAACAGAGGCGCAGACUAAUUCAGGACGAGAUACGAGCAGAGGUGGAGGAAGAACGCUGCACCAAAAUGGCCGGCAUGUCCAAACAAGGAGCGUGGACCAGGUGGGAACAUGCAGAUCCACGCAGAAUAACCUGGGCAGAGCUCUGGAAAGCAGAGCCUUUUCGGAUUAAGUUUCUUGUCUAAUCGGUCUACAACGUCCUCCCAAGCCCAGCUAACCUGCAUACCUGGGGCCUGGCAAACACUCCUGAGUGCAAGCUGUGUCAGAAGAGGGGCACACUGGAGCACAUUUUGAGCAGCUGCUCAAAAGCGCUAGGGGAGGGGCGGUACCGCUGGCGCCAUGACCAGGUGUUAAAGGCUUUGGCUGACUCUAUCCGCACAGCGAUCCAGCUCAGCAAGACCCAGGCAGCCCCCAAACAAAUAACCACCUUCAUCAGAGCUGGGCAGAAGGAACAACACCACCGGCCUAGCUCUACGGGGGGGCUCCUCUCCACUGCUCGUGAUUGGCAGCUUCAAGUCGACCUUGGAAAACAGCUUAAGUUUCCAGGCAACAUCACAGCCACUUCUCUCCGCCCGGACAUGGUGCUAACAUCUGAGUCUACUAAGUAAGUGGUCAUCCUGGAACUAACUGUCGCCUGGGAAGACCGUAUUGAAGAGGCCCACGAGCGCAAGAGGGCUAAGUAUGCAGAGCUCAGCUCGGAGUGCCGUAACAACGGCUGGAAAGCUCGCUGCGAGCCAGUCGAGGUCGGGUGCCGAGGUUUCGCUGGCCGCUCACUGCUGCGAACCCUCAAACUCCUUGGAGUGAAAGGACUACAGUUGAAGAAAGCCACCACAAACAUUUUAGAGGCUGCAGAGAGGGCUUCUCGGUGGCUGUGGAUCCGUAGGGGGGAAACGUGGAGCAACGCCACUUGGACACAAGCCCGGGACUGAUCACCCCCGGUUGGGUCGCCCGGGUGAGUGUGUGAAGAUUAAAGACCCGAAACACCCUAUGACCCCGGGUUCUUCACUGAUGAC
This is a messenger RNA of Rhinichthys klamathensis goyatoka, 2493 nucleotides long. RefSeq lists its product as uncharacterized. NCBI's taxonomy places the organism in Eukaryota, Metazoa, Chordata, Actinopteri, Cypriniformes, Leuciscidae. The record is from RefSeq and is a predicted model, not a curated record.